Molecule: messenger RNA, 1342 nt
Organism: Lolium perenne
Lineage: Eukaryota; Viridiplantae; Streptophyta; Magnoliopsida; Poales; Poaceae
Product: probable serine acetyltransferase 5
Cellular component (GO): cytoplasm
Molecular function (GO): L-serine O-acetyltransferase activity
Source: RefSeq, a predicted model, not a curated record
CCACUUGUCUCGUGAGCUUUGUUAAUCCCCGUUUGCCUAUCGCCGUCUGCAAUCUGAUUCCCGCAAUCCUCACCCACCCACCAAACAAUCCCUCCCCUGCUCCGGCGAUGCCGGCCGGCCAGCCACAAGCGCACGACCCCGACGGCGGCGGCGCGAGCCACUCCAACAACCACCGCGCCUACUCGCCGCCCCCCGCGGCGCUCCCGUCGGAGGUGGUGCCGGCCUUCCCGCCGCCGGAGUCGGAGGACGACGAGUCCUGGGUGUGGACCCAGAUCAAGGCGGAGGCCCGGCGCGACGCCGACGCGGAGCCGGCGCUGGCCUCCUUCCUCUACGCGACGGUGCUCUCGCACCCGUCGCUGCCCCGCUCCCUCUCCUUCCACCUCGCCAACAAGCUCUGCUCCUCCACCCUCCUCUCCACGCUCCUCUACGACCUCUUCCUCGCCUCCCUCACCGCGCACCCCUCCCUCCGCGCCGCCGUCGUCGCCGACCUCCUCGCCGCGCGCGCCCGCGACCCGGCCUGCGUCGGCUUCUCCCACUGCCUCCUCAACUUCAAGGGCUUCCUCGCCAUCCAGGCGCACCGCGUCGCGCACGUCCUCUGGGCGCAGAACCGCCGCCCGCUCGCGCUCGCCCUCCAGUCCCGCGUGGCCGACGUCUUCGCCGUCGACAUCCACCCCGCGGCCGUCGUCGGCAAGGCCAUCCUCCUCGACCACGCUACCGGCGUCGUCAUCGGCGAGACCGCCGUCGUCGGGGACAACGUCUCCAUCCUCCACCACGUCACAUUGGGUGGGACUGGCAAGGCGGUUGGUGACCGGCACCCCAAGAUUGGGGAUGGGGUGCUCAUCGGCGCAGGUGCUACCAUCCUCGGCAACGUCAUGAUUGGAGCCGGGGCCAAGAUUGGGGCUGGUUCCGUGGUGCUGAUAGAUGUGCCGGCGAGGACCACGGCUGUGGGAAACCCUGCCAGGCUGCUCGGCCGGAGGAAGAGUGAUGGCGAGAAGGAAGAGGACAUGCCGGGAGAGUCCAUGGAUCACACCUCAUUCAUAAGGCAGUGGUCGGACUACACCAUUUGACAUUUGAGGGAGGGAGCCAUUGUCCUGCCAAGGUCUCUUUCUCACACACCCUCUGUAUCAGUAGUCGUGAUGUACUCCUAGUUGUUCUGGUUUUGUUCCCUUCCCUUGUGUGGAUGAACAUAAACUGUACUGUAGUGUGUAUGGCCAAUUGUUUCUUCAGCUGAUCGAGUGGCAAUGCUCUCAUACUGAUAUCAGAUGAUUGCAAUAUGAAUAAUUUUGUAAUCGAUUGUGCAUUUGGUGGGUGGUGGAUUGAUUGUGCUUUUCUUACAACAAAA